Messenger RNA from Parascedosporium putredinis, 2361 nucleotides. Lineage: Eukaryota; Fungi; Ascomycota; Sordariomycetes; Microascales; Microascaceae. The record is from the annotation of a GenBank genome assembly.
AUGGCCCCGGUCAUCGUCCGCCCCCGCCCCGGCAGCUCCGGCCACACCGGCAGCGUCGGCUUCGCCCUCCCCACCCACCGGCGCCCGCGCCGGCGUCUACCGAUCCGUGUUCGCCCCGUACCAAGGCAUCAACUCGGGCAGCUACGAUACCUCCAACCCGCCCCCGUGCCCCUCGAAUGGAUGAUGGGGCCCAGCGACGUCGGCACGUGCCCCACCGCCAACGAUACCCUCGUCACCUUUGGCGUCACCGCCCUCGUCAUCGCCCUCGGCCUCACCGUCGCCGGGUGCCGCCCCAUCGCCAACAAGGCGAGCUGCGGGUGUCUCGGCAAAAAGGGCGGCAGCGGCGUCUGGUGGACCUGGAUCUUCACCACGGGGCUCAUCCUCCUCGGCAACCUCGCGUCCAGCCUCCUCGUCGUCAAUACGGAGGGGUACGAGCAUCUCGUCUUCCGCAACGUGUUUGCCCUGUACGCCUCCCGCCCGAGUUUCGCCCUGGCCUGGAUGGCCCUCCUCCGCAUCGCCGUGUACCGCAAGAGCGAGUACAUUUACGUGGACGGCUACAUCUCGUCCGCCAUCGGCGAGCUCGUGCUGAAAAUCAUCUCCGCCGCCUUCAUCGGCACCACCUGGAAGCGUCUGCCCAAUGAGCCCGUCAAAGAGUAUAUGAAGGGCGUGCUCAUCUACAUGCAGGUCCUCCCUGCCCUCGUCCUCGUCUGCAUGGUAGUCGUCCCCAUCUGGCACCGAACGCCGUCCGAGAAAACGUCGGGACAAAAGUUCCUCUACGCAUUCGCCGCGUGCAUUCCCCUGGUAGCCGUUGUCUUGGGGCCGUGGAUCUACUGGACUUAUUUUCUCUCCUUGCCUGGUUCGCUAUGGUGUCCGCCAAAACUAGCGUCCCAAGGUACUCUGUGGACAAUAUUUUCUAUCCUUGGUGGGCUGGUUGAGCAUAGUCAAAGACGAUCCAAGUCCGACUUCACCGCCGUCGCUAUCGCUAACCCUAAGGGUCCGAGGCACAGCUUCGCCAACUGCCUCGUCAUCGACAACGACACCGGCCGCAUCGCCCACGUCGGUAGCCUAACGGACCCCAAAGUCGCCGACAUCGCUGCCACCACAGCCACCCGCCAGGACAUGCAGGGCCGCUUCCUCCCCCUCGACGACUGCCACAACCUCGCCGACAUCCGCGCCAAGAUCACCGCCUUCGCCGCCGCCCACCCGAAAGCUGAACGCAUCCUCUGCAGCGGCUGGAUGCCCUUCAUGACGGGGCCCGGCGACGCCCAUUCCAGCAUGCUCGAGGGCCUCGACCCGCGGCCCAUCUUCGUCGACUCCAAGAGCCUGCACUCCACCUGGUGCAACGCCGCCGCCCUACGCGAGCUCGCCAUCGACGACGCCACCCCCGCGCCCCCGGCGGCAUCAUCCACCGCGACGCCGAGGGCCACAUCACGGGCCGUCAACGCCAUCAAGGCCGCCAUGGACUCGUACCUCUCCCACGGCUACACCGGCCUCGUCGAGAUGGCCAUGGAGGACAAUACCUGGGAGGCCCUACUUGCCCUCAAGGAGCAAGAAGGCGGGUUACCCGUGCACGUGGCCGCCUACUGGCUCAUCCGGCCCUCCACGACCACCGAAGAGGCCCUCGCCCAGGUCGACCGCGUCAUCGAGCUCAACCGCCGCUUCAACGCCGAGACCAGCCCCGAGUGCCGCAUCGCCGGCAUCAAAAUCAUCUGCGACGGCAUCGUCGACGCCUGCACCGCCGCCCUCACCGUCCCUUACUCCAACGGCGCCACCUACGACAUGCUCUGGCCCCUCGACGCCUUACGGCCCGUCGUCGAGCGCGCCGCCAACGCCGGCCUCCAGUGCGCCCUCCACGCCAUCGCUCGCGUCCCCCGCGACGCCCGCCGCCUCGGCCAGCUCGGCAUCACCGCCUCCGUCCAGCCCGUCCACGCCGAUCCCGCCAUCAUCCGCGCCUGGCCCGCCCUUCUCGGCUCCGCUCGCUGCUCCCGCGCUUUCGCCUACUCCGAUUUCGCCCGCGAGGGCGCCGUCCUCGCCCUCGGCUCCGAUGCCCCUACUUCCCCUUACGACCCGUUCCCCAACCUCUACACCGCCACCACGCGCCGCUCCGCCCGCGAGCCCGCUUCCGAAGAGGUCGUCAACCCCCACUUCGCACUUAGUCUGGCCGCCGCGCUCACUGCGCUCACCGAGGGCUCCGCCUAUAGCAGCUUCGCCGACGCUUGGACCGGGAAGCUCGAGGCUGGGAAGGCUGCUGACUUGGCCGUCAUCGACAUGGAGUGGGACGUGGAGAAGUUGCUGGGCGCCAAGGUCGUGCAGACGUGGUCGAGGGGCAAGGUCGUGUACGAUGGGGAGCGGAUAGAGUAG